Suricata suricatta (meerkat) is the source of this 1916-nucleotide messenger RNA. It is a transcript of the gene RRP1, whose product is annotated as ribosomal RNA processing 1. Lineage: Eukaryota; Metazoa; Chordata; Mammalia; Carnivora; Herpestidae. The transcript has 13 exons. The record is from RefSeq and is a predicted model, not a curated record. Gene Ontology annotation, biological process: rRNA processing. Gene Ontology annotation, cellular component: preribosome, large subunit precursor; preribosome, small subunit precursor; nucleus. The coding region runs from base 226 to 1626 and encodes 466 amino acids.
CCUAAAUGAAGACUCCUGACACUCAACCGACUGAGCCACCCAGGCGCCCCAUAAUGGUCUCUCUUUAACCCCAAAGUGUCCAGGACGAACGGUCGUCCAGCACAACCAGGCGAAGCGGCCAUUCCGGACGGGCCGCUAGGCGGCGGUAGCUUGCGCCCCGCGGGAGGCCGGGAGGCCUGUGACGUCACUCGCGCGCCGAGCGAGACCCGCGGGGCCGGUGACGUCAUGCGCGCGUCCCGGAGAGCCCGGCGCGGUCAUGUGACGUCACGCGCACGCCCAGGCGAAGCGGCGUGGUCGCUGGCGCGAGGGUCGGUGGCGUUCGCCAUGGGUCCGCGCGUGCAGCUCCCCCCGGAGAUCCAGCUGGCCCAGCGCCUGGCGGGAAACGAGCAGGUGACGCGCGACCGGGCGGUGAAGAGGCUCCGGAAAUACAUCGUCGCCAGGACUCAGCGGGCCGCAGGUGGCUUCACUCAUGACGAGCUGCUGAAGGUCUGGAAAGGACUGUUUUACUGCAUGUGGAUGCAGGACAAGCCGCUCCUCCAGGAGGAGCUGGGGAGGACCAUUUCCCAGCUCAUCCACGCUUUUCAGAGCACAGAGGCCCGGCACCUGUUCCUUCAGACGUUCUGGCAGACCAUGAACCGCGAGUGGACGGGCAUUGACAGACUGCGCCUGGACAAGUUCUACAUGCUCAUGCGGAUGGUCCUGAGCGAGUCCUUGAAGGCCCUGAAGAUGCAGGGGUGGGAAGAGAGGCAGGUGGAGCAGCUGCUGGAGCUGCUGAUGACGGAGGUCCUGCACCCGGACAGCGAGGCCCCCAGUGGGGUGAAGCGCCACUUCCUUGAGAUCUUUCUGGAGGAGCUGAGCAAAGUGGGCGCCGCUGAGCUGACGGCGGACCAGAACCUCAAGUUCAUCGAGCCCUUCUGCGGACUCGCCGCCCGGACUCGGGACCCCCUGGUCCUGCAUAACAUCACUCGUGGCAUCUUUGAAACGAUCGUGGAGCAGGCCCCGCUGGCCAUCGAGGACCUUAUGAACGAACUGGAGGCCCAAGACGAGGAGGACGGGACGUCGGAGGACGAGGAGGAGCCGCGUGGAGACUCUCUCCGCGGGGCUGCACCUGCCACGAGGGAGGAGCUGGCGGGAGAUGACGAGGACAGCGCGGGCCCCGUGCUCCAGUUUGACUACGAGGCGGUGGCCAGCAGACUGUUCGCGGCGGCCAGUCAGCGGGACACCCCUUCCCAGAACAGGAAGCGCCUCUACAAAGUGGUCCGGAAGUUGCAGGACCUCGCCGAAGGGCUCUUCCCUGAGGAGGAUGUUCCGGAAAAAGCCUACAGGAGCCUGCGGGGAGAGGGACAGGGGAGGAAGAAGCGUCUGCCCAAGUCCGGGCCACACAACAAGGCAGGACAAGGUGGCAAGGAGGACUCGUGUCCAGACCUGAGCUCCGGAUCAGAGGGGAUAGUGAGGCAGCGGCGGCGGCGGCAGCAGCGGGGCUCGGGGGCCGAGCAGCCCGGGGACCCUGCUGGGAGAGGGCCCCAGAAGAGGCGGCGGCGACCUCGGGCAGGGGCCAGGGCGAAGGUGGCCAACAGCCGGGAGCCACAGACGACAAAGCAGCAGGCGCCACAGAGCCAGAAGUGACCCCGGCAGGCCCAGCACGAACAGCAUGGCGCUUCCCCCGUGGCCCCUCCGCCUUGUGCUGAUGUGAGGGGGGCCCUGCUCCCACACGGUGCCCUGGACAGCGGCGGCUCCUGACCUGCCGUGUCGGCAGAGGGGCGGGCUCCUCGCUUGUGCCCGUGUCCCAGAGAGUGCUGGCGCCGUGCGGAGCUCGGUCAGGGACACUGAGAUGGGACACAGCCCUGCGGACAGCACUGCCCAGCCUGGGACCCGCCUCCCCCGGGGUGUCCCUGAAUAAAACAGUGCAGCUCUUC